This is a messenger RNA of Sitophilus oryzae (rice weevil), 970 nucleotides long. RefSeq lists its product as uncharacterized. Bases 43 to 681 code for a protein of 212 amino acids. NCBI's taxonomy places the organism in Eukaryota, Metazoa, Arthropoda, Insecta, Coleoptera, Curculionidae. The transcript is spliced from 4 exons. The record is from RefSeq and is a predicted model, not a curated record.
UGAUAAUCGGCGAUUAGAAGGAAUUGUCUUUGAACUGUCGGAAUGCACUUUAUCGAAAUCACUUUAGCGAUGAUGGUGACGAAAGUGCGUUUAAAUUGGGUGCAAGUAUGUUGUAUAAACCUACUCCUAAUUCAACCCCUACGUUCCGAAUAUACUUAUGGUUUCAUCAAGGUGCCUCAUCUUCAAAAUGACCAUGACAAUGACAACUUCAUAGAGAACGAAAUGGUGUACUCACCGAACUCUGCAGAUGGUGGCGACAGAGACAUCAACAGCAACUACGAUUUUUCUAUAACGGACGAAGAUAUUUUGGAUGACGACAGUGUUAACAAAGUUUCCAGGCAGAUAUCAUCAAAUUUUGAGAAUGUUAUCGAUCCAAGUUUUUUUAGAAAGAAGAAAAACCAGAUCCUUUGUCGGGUACAAAAAACUUUCCACCAUCAUAACGAAGCCGGAUACGAAUUCUUCCCCAAAUCUUACACAAGUUACACUUGUCAACCUGCUACUACAACAAAUAUAGACCCUACAGCUAUAGCUAGUCACGAUAGUUGUUUUAUAACAGGGAACAAUUGCAUUACGCUAGAGAAGGAGCAGUUAUUUUUAAAAAGAAAACAUAACAGUCAGUGUUGGUCCCAUUUUGUUGAAGUGGUUGGUGCGGGCUGUAAAUGCCUUGCCAGAAGAUACUAAUAAUUACUUAAUACAUUCAUUUAUUAUGACUAAAACCAAUUAAAAUAUAUUUAACCAAUAUAUAUUUGCUAAGGCUAUUAAUUAGUUUUAAUUUUAAUUUUCAGUACUGUAUCUAAAAUAAGUUUAUAAAACAAACAUCCUAAAAAUUCAUUAAUAUUUUCACAGCUUCCCGAAUUCACUAGAUCUUCUAAUUAAAGUUCAAAUUUUGUAAUAGUGUUGUUUAGAUUAUGCACCGAUGAUGUCGUGUUUAUGUUAAUUAUAAUUAUUUCUAUUUUUGAUGUAAAUUUGA